CAGUCAGAGAGGGAGGGGGGACAGCUUUGCCCCACAAAAGGGGAGGGUCCCAUCCAGCCCUUACAUGUGCCAAGAUGACAGCUGCUGAGAGAUACAGUUUCUUCCCCCAGGAGCCUUAUUACAUCCCUGGGUACGGGGGGUUUUACCCGCAGGUCCGCUACCAGGUUGGGAGAACGUACGGAAGAACCACGUACGACAUGCUGACCGACCCGGAGGUCCAGAAGAGUCCGGCCUCCAUCCUAGCUCCGCUCAGCAAGCCCAAAUUCAUCGAGGAUUACAGCCGCCGACAAAUCCCUCCGGACGACCUGUUGGAUCAGCACCAGAGAUACAUCCCUGGAUUCACAGGCUUUGUCCCAUACUAUGGUUGCUUUCCUAUUCCAGGCAAGGAAUCUCGUCCCCCGGUGCCAAGGGCAGAGCCCCAGAGAUUUAUAGACCCCAACUCAGUGCAACUGGUAGAACAGAAGUACACCUCCUGCCACCCCGGGAUCAGGCUGGCAUGCGGGCCUGGGUGGAGGCAGUUCGCUUCUAAAGCUGGCUCCCAGCUGGUAUCCAAGGACGGUGACCAGAAGAUGCUCUGCCACCCGGACGUCGCGCUUGUGUGCGGGCAAGAGGAAAGCCGGGGACCCUGCAAUACUGGCAUGUCUCUCAUCUGUGGGCAGGGCUGGCAAGGCACCCCUUGCAUCCCAGGGACUGAACAGCCGAUGCGGAUCGAGGGCACCCCUGUCCCCCCAGUGACGGAGACCGUGGACGUGAAGCGGUUUGGCCGGACACCCAAGCUGGACCUGCCCAACCUCCUCCAGCGAAAAGCCAUCUCAGGCUACACUGGAUUCAUCCCCCGCUUCACCUGGACUAUGGGAUCCAAUUACCUGAAAGGGGUCAAAGAGGCUAUGAAUGAAUUUGACAAAAAUCAGGAAAUGCUGAGGAGCCCACUCUACAGUUUUGGGAAGAGGCUGCCCCGGACCUACUGGCCUAACACCAAGAUUUACUCCAGCGGUGGCCUGAUGCCCUUCUACACAGGCUUUGUGCCAACUAUCAGGCACAACUAUGCCUUAACCUUUGGAAACAGCACCCGGAAAGCUUACUACGAUGAAUUAGAGCGGAGACAACAUGCAGGAUGAAUUUUUUUUUUAAUGCUCACACAGCAUCAGACAGAAGACCAGGUGGAAGCAACUGGAAGCGUAGAACAAAGAAACAGAACAAGCUC
Molecule: messenger RNA, 1204 nt
Organism: Pogona vitticeps (central bearded dragon)
Lineage: Eukaryota; Metazoa; Chordata; Lepidosauria; Squamata; Agamidae
Source: RefSeq, a predicted model, not a curated record